AAAUUAUUAUUUUGAAGGCGCUAGAUCUGGGGACCGAAAGGGGGAGGGGGAGAAAUCGGAAACCGAGGACAACCCAAAAGGACUCACUUUGCCUGAUGACUCAACGCAACUAAUAAUCAUCUCCCUCUCAGUGUCUUUCUCUCUGCGGCUUGUCAGUGAGUCCGGCUCUGUCUUCUGGCAGAGGCGGCCGCGAGGGGAGAGGUUGGAGGUGACAGCUUGUGCGGCCGCCGCGUUUUCUAUUGCGCGCGGUCCGGGGUCUCCGCACCUUCCCCGCUCUUGGUGGCACCGUCCCCGCGACUCCGGCCGCGCCUCCUCUGGAGCUAGCGGCUGUAGGAACCAGCAGCCGCAGCAGCCUCCCAGUCCUCAGCCCUUUCUCUCCAGAACCGGUCUUCUACCCGAAGGUGUGAAAGGCUCUUUCAGCCCCCUCUCACCCCCCCUCCGCCGUCCCCUCCCCCUCUCGCUCUGGUGCCCCUUUGGAGGAGUCCUCCUUUCCUUCUCCUCCUCCUCCUCCUUCACCGCCCCCCGCCCCCAUCAUCAUAACAACCAUCUCCGAACCAGAAGAAGACACCCUGACCCAGGACCUUAAACACUAGGACCGGGGAAGAGGAAAAGGAAGGGGGAAGGAGGAAAGAGAAAGGAAGACUAGGACAACACUGCAAAUCACCAGAAACUUUCCACCCUGGAUUCUCUACUUUUGCUCCAUGGACAGAGCCCCAGCCAGCCAAGUUUCAGACAGACCGUGAGCAGUCCCUGUGCGUUUUAUUGCGACCUGCCGGUGGGAACUUUGUCUCCAAAUCGGAGCAGCAUGGAGCGGCGGAGCGAGAGCCCGUGUCUGCGGGACAGCCCCGACCGAAGGAGCGGCAGCCCCGACGUCAAGGGGCCUCCCCCGGUGAAGGUGGCCCGGCUGGAGCAGAACGGCAGCCCCAUGGGAGCCCGCGGGAGGCCCAACGGCGCCGUGGCCAAGGCCGUGGGAGGUCUGAUGAUUCCAGUCUUCUGUGUGGUAGAGCAGUUGGAUGGCUCUCUUGAAUACGACAAUCGAGAAGAGCAUGCUGAGUUCGUCUUGGUGCGAAAAGAUGUGCUUUUUAGCCAGCUGGUGGAGACCGCGCUCCUGGCCCUGGGGUAUUCCCACAGCUCUGCAGCUCAGGCCCAAGGAAUAAUCAAGCUGGGGAGGUGGAACCCUCUCCCCCUCAGUUAUGUGACAGACGCCCCUGAUGCGACUGUGGCCGACAUGCUGCAAGAUGUCUAUCACGUUGUGACGUUGAAGAUCCAAUUACAAAGUUGUUCAAAGUUGGAAGACUUGCCUGCGGAGCAGUGGAACCACGCCACCGUCCGCAAUGCCUUAAAGGAACUGCUCAAAGAAAUGAACCAGAGCACAUUAGCCAAAGAAUGCCCUCUCUCCCAGAGUAUGAUUUCAUCCAUUGUAAAUAGCACAUACUAUGCCAAUGUGUCAGCAACCAAGUGCCAGGAGUUUGGAAGAUGGUACAAAAAAUAUAAGAAGAUAAAAGUGGAAAGAGUGGAGCGAGAGAACCUUUCAGACUAUUGUGUUCUGGGCCAGCGGCCAAUGCAUUUACCAAAUAUGAACCAGCUGGCAUCCCUGGGCAAAACCAACGAACAGUCUCCUCAUAGCCAAAUCCACCACAGUACUCCAAUCCGAAACCAAGUGCCCGCACUACAGCCCAUCAUGAGCCCUGGUCUUCUCUCACCACAGCUCAGUCCACAGCUUGUCAGGCAGCAAAUAGCCAUGGCCCAUCUGAUAAACCAACAGAUAGCCGUUAGCCGGCUCCUGGCUCACCAGCAUCCUCAAGCCAUCAACCAGCAGUUCUUGAACCAUCCACCCAUUCCCAGAGCAGUUAAGCCAGAGCCAACAAACUCCUCUGUAGAAGUCUCCCCUGAUAUUUACCAGCAAGUUAGAGAUGAGCUGAAGAGGGCCAGUGUGUCUCAAGCUGUCUUUGCAAGAGUGGCAUUCAAUCGCACACAGGGAUUAUUGUCAGAGAUACUGCGUAAGGAAGAAGACCCCAGGACUGCGUCUCAGUCUCUUCUAGUAAACCUGAGGGCCAUGCAGAACUUCCUCAACCUGCCUGAAGUGGAGCGUGAUCGAAUUUACCAGGAUGAGCGAGAGCGGAGCAUGAACCCCAAUGUGAGCAUGGUCUCCUCUGCCUCGAGCAGCCCCAGCUCCUCCCGAACCCCACAGGCCAAAACCUCGACACCGACAACAGACCUCCCUAUUAAGGUGGACGGCGCCAACGUCAACAUCACAGCUGCCAUUUAUGACGAGAUCCAACAGGAGAUGAAAAGAGCCAAGGUGUCUCAAGCCCUGUUUGCCAAAGUGGCUGCAAACAAAAGUCAGGGCUGGCUUUGUGAACUGCUUCGUUGGAAGGAGAACCCCAGCCCAGAAAACCGCACCCUUUGGGAGAAUCUCUGCACCAUCCGCCGUUUCCUGAAUCUUCCCCAGCAUGAGAGGGAUGUGAUCUAUGAGGAAGAAUCUCGACAUCACCACAGUGAACGCAUGCAGCACGUAGUCCAGCUCCCGCCUGAGCCUGUGCAGGUGCUUCAUCGACAACAGUCCCAGCCAACUAAGGAGAGCUCCCCUCCCAGAGAAGAAGCACCUCCACCACCUCCUCCAACAGAAGACAGCUGUGCCAAAAAACCUCGAUCUCGCACAAAGAUCUCCUUGGAAGCCCUGGGCAUCCUUCAAAGCUUCAUCCAUGAUGUAGGCCUCUAUCCUGACCAGGAAGCCAUCCACACACUCUCAGCCCAGCUGGAUCUCCCCAAACACACCAUCAUCAAGUUCUUCCAGAACCAGAGGUACCAUGUGAAGCAUCAUGGGAAGCUGAAGGAACACCUGGGCUCCGCGGUGGACGUGGCAGAGUAUAAGGACGAGGAGCUACUGACGGAGUCUGAAGAGAACGACAGUGAGGAAGGCUCGGAGGAGAUGUACAAGGUGGAGACAGAGGAAGAGACCACCGCUGAGAAGAGCAAGGCUGCUCCAGCCGAAACCGACCAGAGAUAAUGUGAACUCCACAGACAGAGCAAUAGAUGGGUCCAAGGACUUUCUGUUCUAGUUUCUUUUCAAGUUCCUCUCGGCUUUGUUUUAUUUUGUUUUGGUUUUGUCUGUUUUAUUUUCCUUACCCUUAAUGGCAUUCCUCUGUUGGCACAGGAUAGCCUAUAGACUGAGUAAGCUCAGAGUUUCUGAAUCAGACGUCGCCUUGGCAAAGACACUAAGUGUUAAACUUUUACAAUUAACUGGACCAUAGUAAUUCUAGUCACAGGAGACCCUGCCAUCAUUCUUGGACUUACAGAAGAGACACCAGGCAAGUUCCAGGAUGGGAAGACCCACGAAAUAAAUGAAGGAAGCUGCGAGUGUGUGUAUAUGUAUAUGUACAUAUCUCUAUAUUUACAUAUAUAUAUUAAAAAUUGCAUGGGACAGAGAACUUUACAAUCUGAAGGACUAGAUUGUGAAAUGAGUUCUUAAAGAAAAGACUUGUUUAUGUAUGAAAAAUAAUCCGCGUCAUAGUGAGUCGCUUUGAC
Molecule: messenger RNA, 3528 nt
Organism: Grammomys surdaster
Lineage: Eukaryota; Metazoa; Chordata; Mammalia; Rodentia; Muridae
Gene: Satb2
Product: SATB homeobox 2
Exons: 11
Coding region: 806-3010 (734 amino acids)
Biological process (GO): chromatin remodeling; regulation of transcription by RNA polymerase II
Molecular function (GO): DNA-binding transcription factor activity, RNA polymerase II-specific; RNA polymerase II cis-regulatory region sequence-specific DNA binding
Source: RefSeq, a predicted model, not a curated record